This is a messenger RNA of Cricetulus griseus (Chinese hamster), 4899 nucleotides long. NCBI's taxonomy places the organism in Eukaryota, Metazoa, Chordata, Mammalia, Rodentia, Cricetidae. The record is from RefSeq and is a predicted model, not a curated record.
CUCCCAGGAGGCACCGCGGCGGGGUGGAGCCAAAGCCUGGCGCGCACCCCAGCGGCGAGCGGAAGAGCAGGCGCUUCAUGGUGGCAGCGGAAGCAGAGAGCGACGGCGUCCCGGCAGAGUGAGGGGCCGCCAGAGACAAGUCCCACACAUCAGGCAGGACACUUGCCACAGCCUCUUAGGAAGUGCAGAGAGGGCAGCUCCAGAAGGUCAUUCGAGAAAUGAGAGGUGGAUCAUUAAAGGCCCCAGAUUGAAGUGGUGCCAUGCAGCAAGAAGCAGAGAGAUGCAGAGCUCGAACCAAGAGGCCUGACAUGGCACUUUAUGUACCUAAAGCGCGAAGGGGUACAGAGGUCCUUAAGGCAGGUGACAAGGAAGAAAGCUGUAGGCCUCCUGAAGGUUGUCUUCCCCAGAAGAUCUCUGGAAAUAAACCUGAGUCUCACAGACUAAGUGGCCACUCUGAUAGAAAGGAGUGUGACAGUAGGGAAGGCAAGAGAUCUUCAUCAAAAUUAAGGAAAGACAGGUGCCUUCAGAAAAAGAAUAAAGAUAAGGUUUGUGCUAAGAGAGGACCUAAAGAAUCCAAAGAAGCCUCAUCUCAAGAGCAUCAACACAGAGCCCCCAGUGCUGGGAUUAUAUCUAGUAUACCUCUACAAAGACUUUUUAAACCAAAGGAAAUGGAGUGUUUGGGAGUUCCAACUGCAGGAGAGAUGGGACACCAGGAGGUGCUUCCGUUGAAGUCUUACUCAGAAGUCAGUGAUGCUCAGGUUCUAAACAGACCAUUCCAGAACAUAGGACUUUGUGAUUUCAGUGGAGAAAUUCGUGUAAAUAGAAAUUUGGAAAGCAGAAUUGAAACUGAGACCAAAGUAGUGGAGUUGGUCUCCCAGUUUCCUCAAGUUGUUACCACUCCCUUGAAACCAGAGGGUAUGGCUAUGCCAGUAACGCUAAGUUCUGAUUCUGAAACUGCACCAUGCAGUGUGGAAACUUCAGAUGGAGUGUCAAAGCUCAGUUCUGGGAGCAUCUCUGCAGUUUCUGUUCCUGGAGGUCCAAAUGAUGAUGCUGAGCCAACUUUUAUAGACUUUGAAGCUGAGAGUGAGGAUGCAGUCAACACUCCAGAGUCUGCCUUGUAUCAGAAAGGUGUAGAUUCCAUUCCUGAGACUGUGGAUAACAUUUCUCUUAAAAUGGCUAUAGUCAGCAAGUUAGAGAGCACAAAUGGCAUUAUUGAUCCAACAGUGACUAGAGAAUGCGAGAGUGACAGCUCUGCUGAUGAGUUGUGUGUAAAGUAUGAACCUUCUGAUACAGCUGUCCUUGCUCAUGAAAUGGGCAUAGAUAACGGGUUUAAGAAUGGCUGUGACACCGCCAGCAAGGCACGUAUGGAGGACAUGGCAGGUGCAGAGUGUGAUCACAAAACUGCAGACAGGCCUUGUGUAGUUGCAGUUAGAGAAUCUGAUGAGAGUAGCAGCAAUACAAGUAAUUUCUCAGAUUAUAUAGAGAUGAGUGCAGACGUAGCCCUCCUCAAUGCAGCUGAAAGUGAGAAUGGCUCUGAAAAUGUUAGCAGCCUAACCACUUGCCCAGAUAUUCAUGCUGAGAGUAUUGCUUCUAGUUUUACAGAGUCAACAGGAAAGUUGAUAGAGUGUGUGUCAGGAUGUGCUUCCUCUUUCCCCAUAAAGAAGAUUGCUGACAGUAAUUGUACCACUUGUUUGGACUCUGAACUGAGAGUGUCUAAUGGGACAGAAGUCCUUUUGGAGAGCGCCUUGGGCAGUGAUCUGAAUAGUACUGAGGAGAUAACAGAGGCAUUGCACGAACUAAGAACUGCUGCUGAAGAGUUUAAAACAAAGGAGGAAGAUGACUCAGAGAAUGUAGUGUGUGGCGUAUCAUUUUCUGAUAGAGAUCCAUCUGUGGAAACAUCCGUAGAGCUAAAAACAACAGACACUUCUCACAUAGAAGGAAGUAUUGCUGUGGAGGAAAGCUGGGAAUCUAUGUUUAAUGAUGAUGGUGACUGUGUAGAUCCACGUCUUCUACAAGAGUUAUCAGGGAAUAUGAAGAACAGAAAAAGCAUUCAGGAGCCUAGAUUUGAUUAUUACAGCCAUGAACUUCCUGAUAUUGACCUCAGUGAAUGUGAAUUCCCACAUGUCAUUGAAAUUUAUGACUUUCCUCGAGAAUUUCGUACAGAAGACCUUUUGCGGAUUUUCUGCAGUUACCAAAAGAAAGGAUUUGAUAUUAAAUGGGUAGAUGACACACAUGCCCUAGGAGUAUUCUCCAGUCCAAUCACAGCUCGUGAUGCUCUGGGUAUUAAGCAUACCAUGGUGAAGAUACGGCCCUUGUCACAGGCCACAAGAGCAGCCAAGGCCAAAGCCAGAGCUUGUGCUGAGUUUCUCCAGCCUGCAAAGGAGCGACCUGAGACUUCAGCAGCCUUAGCCAGAAGGUUAGUUAUCAGUGCCCUUGGGGUUCGAAGCAAACAGAACAAAACUGAACGGGAAGCAGAGCUCAAGAAACUGCAAGAAGCCCGAGAGAGAAAACGGUUGGAAGCCAAGCAACGGGAAGACAUCUGGGAAGGCAGAAGCCAAUCUGCAGUUUGAACAGCACUUACUGAAAAGGUGACUCCAUGGAUUAGGAAGUGUUUUCAUGUUCUUGAGACAAGAGGGCCCUUCCAGAGCUGUGUACAUGCAGAUGAGCAUGUUAAAGAAAACGUGAACAAGACAAAGGACUGGAGGGUUUAGUGAGAACAAGGUGUCCUCUCCUCACUCCUACAUCCGGGACUGCCCUCCGGUGGCAGAUGUCAAAAGUCACCAUCAAGUGAGAAGAGAAAGGGACGGAGUGACUUCUAAGAGUUCUCUGGGUAGAAGAGGCCACGUUAGUGUGGCUCACACUUCCAGGAAGUCCAGAGCAAGUGCAAAGCAGAACAGAGGAUUCAGGCCUGCAGUGGUAGGAGUCAGAGGCCCACGUGGCCGGCAUUCCUUAGUAGUUCACACAUUGAGAACAGCACGGGGGUGGUGGGAAGCAUCACAGAGACAGAAGUGCCUGAUGUUCUUGGCAGAUAGCGUCUACACUGCUGGCUCCAGAGCUCUAAAGCCAGGGAAGCGUGGCACAUGUCGGUAUUUGGACUCCUGAGUUUGUACUAAGCUUGGUGCCUGGCACUGUGCCAGCUGCACAGCAGCCAGGGGUCUUCCUCCCUCCCUCUCAGUAAGCCAGUCCUAGGGAGCUUAGUGCCAGCUCCAGUUUAAGCAGUAAUAUGUUGUGAGAGGGAGAGAUUAAAGGCUAUUUUAUAGUAUAAAUCAUUCUGGUGUUUGUAAGUUUUGCCCCCCACCCCCACUCCCACUCCCACCCUACCCACUCCUGCCCCAAACCCAACAACAACAACAAAGACGAAAGAAAGAGUACAUGUGCUCUCUAAUCUUCAUGGCUCUGAUGCCAUGAGUGGUUUAAACAGGUGCUGCUUCACCAACCCCAGGAAUAGAGCACUCCCCAUCUUUUCUGCCCCAGAAUAUACCCCCUAGUGGCCAUCCUGGCGUUUCUGUGUGGCAGCCUCUCUGGCCUUGACCUCUUUUUGCAACCUUCCUCUGACCCCUUCUCUUUUUCCAUAGCUGUCAACUCUGACACCCUGCAGGGGCAUCUGGCACCCAGCAUGUUCUUGGUACAGUCUUAGUCUGUGCCAGAGGCACUUGGCAAGCAGCACCAGACCAUCCAGUACAGUGAUGAGCUGCCAGGAUGAAAUAAACACCACUAGGCAGUGUGCAGUACCCAAAACGACAUGGACAGGUCAGAGCCACCAGCACGGCCUUUUCUGUCUCACAGCUGCCUUCGUAGUUGUGGAAAGCAGUUCUGUGCUGAAGAAGUGGCAGUGCUAGUCUCUAAGUGCUGAGGAGGCAGGAAGUGGAGUCACACUGUGCUGCCAUCUAGGGCAGAAGCCUCUUUUCAUGCCCAUGACAAUGAUGGAUUAUUAGCUUUGUCUAGAACAUGGUAGAAUGGGGCUCUUCAUACAGUCCUUAAAUGAUACUGGCCUUGGGUCUGAGUCUUGGCCUGUCUCUGUUGCUACUCCAGUCUUGGAACCCUGUCACAGUUCUUUAGCAUUGUCUCUCGUUCCAGGUUUCCCAGUGACCCUAUCCAGUGUAUACCACCAUUCCAUAUGUGGGAAAAUACAUUGUUUUCUUGAUCCUCUAUUUCUACUCAAGUCUUUGGCUUGUACCUGUAGAGUUUAUGCUCUGUCUUCAUAGAACAGACUUCUCAAAUAUCUGUAGGCCUGUUUGAACAGUGGGUACAAUGAAAGAAAAUACCAAGAAUUCUAACAUUGGCUUUUAUUAUUAUUAUUAUUAGCUAUUUAUAAUCAUAAUUUUAUUUGUAUCAGUGUUUUGCCUGCAUGUCUGUCAAUGCCCGGUAACUGUGGAGGCUAGGAAAGUGUGUCAGAUCUUCUGGAACUGGAAUUAGAGGUGGUCAUGAGCCACCGUUUGGAAGCCUGGCAUCAUACUUGGGUCUUCUGGAAGAGCCGGACUCUUAGCUGCUGAGCCAUUACCCCAGCCCCAGCACUGCUUUCUACUGGUGUAUUUCUAAGGCACAUACUUGCCGUGUUUUGGCACCCCACCCCUUGUUAGACAGCAGACUACAGCCACACAUGUGCUGGACAGCACUCUACCUCUGAGCUCUACUCCCAGGCUAGUUGACAAACAAAAUGACUUCUCUUGUCACUUGUCUGUGAAAGUACUACUUGUUAACUGGUUAAUGUACUGUAAAGGCAUUGUUAACAAUAAUGUACAGCCCCAUGUCUAUUACCCAGUUUUUAAGUAAGUCUCAUCAUUUCCAAAACAAUUUCUCAUUAAGUGUUCUAGCAAACUAUCUUCCAUCUGAUGAUCAGCUACUUUUAACUCUCAGGGUAAUUCUUAUAAUCUCAGAGAAUAAAUUUUUUUAAGUGGA